UCUGCUCCACCGACACACUUUGCUCUGAGGAGAACACGGCUACGGGUCGCUCUUUACGCACAGCACGACCGCGAAAUUACGCCAGAGUCCGAACCGUUCUUUGUCAGUUUAAUGGUGGUUUAAUGUGCGACACGCGUCUGCGUUCAAUCUCCUGCAAUUUGAAGUCGAUGUACACUUUUCCAGACACCCAGAGCGGGUAGAUCUCUCGCCUCUGUCGCGCGUAAAACCAGUCUCGCGCGCCGGGAAGCAAGAAACGCGCUGCGAAGUGUUGGUUUUCUCUCGGAUAUUUGAGUUGAUAAAACAAGAUGGAAAACUUUACAACAUCUCCAGAGAUGAACCGCACGUUAGGAAUCUGGACGGACUACAGCAUCCAGUACAAAGUGAUAAGCAGUUUAUUGCUUUUGGUCAUUUGUGUUCUAGGAAUCGUUGGUAACGUGAUGGUCAUCCUGGUGGUGCUCACCACCAAACACAUGAGGACUCCCACUAACUGCUACCUGGUGAGCCUGGCUGUGGCGGAUCUGAUGGUGCUGACAGCGGCCGGUCUGCCGACUAUCACAGACAGUAUCUUUGGAUCUUGGGUGUUCGGACACUAUGGUUGCCUCUGCAUAACAUACUUCCAAUACCUCGGGAUCAACGCCUCCUCCUGCUCCAUAACAGCGUUCACUAUAGAGAGAUACAUCGCCAUCUGUCAUCCCAUUAAAGCCCAGUUCCUGUGCACUCUGUCCAGAGCGAAAAAGAUCAUUUUGUUCGUUUGGGCUUUUACUUCUCUGUACUGUGUGAUGUGGUUCUACCUGUCUGACAUCCAGGAGCUGGUGUACGACAACAUCACCAUCAUCACCUGCGGCUACAGAGUCCCCAGGAAGUUUUAUCUACCCAUUUACUUUUUCGAUUUCGGCGUCUUUUUCGUGCUGCCGCUGCUGCUUUCCGCGGUUCUCUACGGACUCAUCGCCCGGAUCCUCUUCCUCAACCCGCUGCCCUCCGACCCCAAAGACAAGAAGAAGAACGGACACAACAACCACACCAUCAAUAAGAGCACCAGCUGCAAAAACUCCCGUCACUCCAGCUCCACCGCGACCUCCCGCAGACAGGUGACCAAGAUGCUGGCCGUGGUGGUGAUACUGUUUGCCACACUCUGGAUGCCGUACCGCACUCUGGUGGUGGUCAACUCCUUCCUGGACCGGGCCUUCCUGGACAACUGGUUCCUGCUUUUCUGCCGGAUUUGUAUCUACCUCAACAGUGCCAUCAACCCGGUCAUCUACAACGCCAUGUCUCAGAAGUUUCGCGCAGCUUUCCGCAAGAUCUGCCGCUGCAGGAGGAAGGGCUCCGAUAAACCUGCCACCUACAGCGUGGCCCUCACCUACAGCGCCGUCAAGGAGACAUCGAUGGUGGAGAGCACUGAUCACUUCACGACGGAGCUGGAGGAGCUCACUGUCACAGACGAACUGCUGUCUGAGCAGAAGAUGAUGUUCCCAGACUCCUGUGUUUAUGGGAAGGUGAAUUUCAGCGACGCCUGAGGUUCGUUUGAGGCCAGAGAGACGAUUCUGAGGAUGAACUGAGGAUUAAAGACUUGCUGAGAAAAUGUUGCUUAAUGGAAUCUGCUAUGAGGGAAUAUUGUUUCCUGAGUGCCUGCUGACCUUUUCAAAGGCAGGUGCUGUAGCUAGAGAUGUAAACACAGAUUACAGCCACUUUGAAUCACAAAGGCAGGCGUGCUCUUCAUCGAGAAUGAUCAUUGUAAAGCCACAAACAUCGACAGAUAAGUGCUCUCCUAUCUCACAGCUGUCAUCUUUUCUUGGACCUGCCCUUAUAAUAUACUGAGCAUGAGCCAACAAAACAUGAAUGUGAAGAAAAGCACCAUUCUUACUUCAAGUAUAUGGUGUUAUGUCUCAAUGGAGAGCCAGGACACUAAUUUCUGAUUGUUAAAGCUGCACAAGGCAGCGUCACAUGGCAGCAUGGCAGCAUGGCAUGUGGGCGGCUCCAAGUAGCGGCAAAGGGUAACUGUCUGACAUAAUGUGAACUUCAACACCAAGAAAUCUUGUGAUGUGACGUCAGUAAACUGUCCUCACAAGAUUCAUGUGGACUACACAGCCAGUCAGAGACGCUUUAAUACAGACGGUAAUACCAAAGACAUGACAGAUCCCAUACAUCUGGCUUGGAAGUAUAGAAUUCUGUCUUUCUGUUUUAAUUCGCCAUUUUCCACGAGUGAAUUGAUCACACUGUACAUGCUCUCAGUUUCAAGCAAGUCUGCCUGAUUUAAGCUGAGAGAAAAAGGUGUAUUUUCACACCAAAGUAAACCCUCACUCACCCUGUACAGCUUUAAUAACUGUGCACCAUCCUGGCCCCCUUAAUGUUUUCAGGGCAGGUGGUCCAUUAAGGGGUGAGUCACACCUGAACCUUCACUGACAAAACAGGCCCUAUUUUUAUUGUGGAGGACAUGUAUACAGCCUUGAGCACUUUGUGAAAACCAAGACAGAGUGUGCUGAGAGUGCUCUGGAGGCUGGGGUUGUGUUAGUAUACAGUCUCUUAGUGGCAAGUGUUCACUAACAGACACAGAGUGAAAGUAUAUAAAGCACUUUGUUGGUUAACUGAAAAAGUGCCAUAAAGUUUAUGGUUUAAUAUCUGCUGCUAUGGCUGCCACAGUCUCAUCAAAGGUGAGACUGAGAAUGAGGAAGACAUUUUCCUGCAGGUGUGCAUGAGUCUGCCAAAGCUAGGUUCUUGUGAGUCACGUUACAAAAUGAAAAACCUUUAAAUUAACAACUAGUUUUCAACGGAAAAAAAAAAAUGUAACUGUUCCUAGCAAAUGCAAGGGGUCGAUCAGAAGAUAAAAUAGGCAAAAUAUCCCCCACUACAAAACAGAAAUGACAUGAGCAGUAGAAGUGGUAGUCAGUUGCUGAAAGGAAUCUGGACUAAAGUUUAUUCUUGAAUAACUAAUUAACAUCUACUACUUAAAUCCUGAUGGUUUAUUGUAGUGAAACAAACCUAACCGUAUACCUGCCCUUUGUUGCACCUGUGACCACACCCACUGGUGAUGUCACCAUGUACUGACACACCUAUGAGUACACUUCUACAUCACUGCACCAAGGUGAGAAGUUAAACAACAAACAAGAUUAUCAUUUGCUCAAUUUCUCGCUCAACCUUUACAGAUGUAUGAAUGAAAGAAUUACUACAUAAAUUAAAAAACUUAUUUACAUUUUUAAAUGCAGAACUAAUGGCUUAAACCUAAAAUUAACUGUUAAUGUAAUAUACAGCACUGGUUAAACUCUUUUGAAAUAUGCCUUAUUAGACAGUGAUAUUUCCUAAUAUUUCAAGAUGUUAUUCUACAAUUCUCUCUCAGUUUCUCAUUUUUGUUUGAACAGCAGCAGUUGUUGUAAACCACAUUGUUUUACAGUGUGAAAGACUAUGUAUAGUGUUACAGAGAUAUAGUGUUACAUACAGAAUAUGUUCGUAUAUUUUAACUGCAGCACUAUAGGUUCCACCAGUAUUUGUGAUUUCAAGCUGAGGCAAAGUGAAUUUAGUGUCUGUGUUUUGUAUCAUGUGAACUGUGGAUUUGACAAACCAUCGCUUUGCUCGUCUUGCUUCUUAGUUGUGAAAGCCAUCAGUGAGCCGGUGAACGUGGCUGGAUGGACGUGUGAUGUUUAGAUAUGCUGAUGUUGUGUGGCGUUUUCUGCCAUAUCAGUGACUGUUUAUGAAUUUCUGAGCACAAUCUACCAAACAGGGAAAUAUAAUUGGGCAGCAACAGCAGCAGCAGCAGCAGCAGACACAGCGGAGGAAGAUGAAGCUCUCGUCCUGACACUCGGUUUGUAUGUGGAAAAUAUCAAAUAACAGAUGUAGUUUUUGUUCAAUGAUUGUAUCAAUACUGUACAUGCCUUGAGUAUCAGUAUAUCCAUGCACUUGUGUAUGUUCAUUGUGUAUUUAAAGUGAUUGUUAUUUAUGUUAACUCUUCUGUUUGUCAAUCAGAAAAGAGAAGUUAUCUGUAUAUUUUUAUCUCUUACUUUAAUUAUUAGCCAUUUAAACAUUAGAAUUAUUAUUUAGUGAUGUACUGUUUGGAAGCUGCUGCUUUAGUCCUGCUUUUUAGAUUAAUGUGAUCCUGUGAGUAUGUUGAUGGUUAUCUACAAAAUGUUCAUUUGUACAUUUAUCUUUAUGUUCCAAAUAAAGUUGUUUCUGGAAUUAGA
Messenger RNA from Lates calcarifer (barramundi perch), 4169 nucleotides. RefSeq names its product thyrotropin-releasing hormone receptor b (gene trhrb). NCBI's taxonomy places the organism in Eukaryota, Metazoa, Chordata, Actinopteri, Centropomidae. The record is from RefSeq and is a predicted model, not a curated record. Gene Ontology annotation, biological process: phospholipase C-activating G protein-coupled receptor signaling pathway. Gene Ontology annotation, molecular function: thyrotropin-releasing hormone receptor activity. Gene Ontology annotation, cellular component: membrane.